Molecule: messenger RNA, 1479 nt
Organism: Bombyx mandarina (wild silkworm)
Lineage: Eukaryota; Metazoa; Arthropoda; Insecta; Lepidoptera; Bombycidae
Gene: Traf-like
Product: TNF-receptor-associated factor-like
Molecular function (GO): protein binding
Source: RefSeq, a predicted model, not a curated record
AUGAGUUUAAAUAGGAUUAUCGCAAAUGGAGUCGGCGCGUCGGGAAAUAAGAAGAAUCCUAACGAAAGUCCCUGCUACUUCUGUAAUGAACUCUUCGAAAUGGGUCAGCUGCAGAAUCAUUUGAAACAAUGCGGCAGUAUCCUGGAACAGUGUCCUCUGCGCUGUGGCGCGUGGAUACAGAGGAAACACAAGGACACGCAUGUCAGGGAAUGCCCGCAAAUGGAGAAGGCUCGCAACUCUACAUCUCCGAGUCACGCCAGCAUGCCAGCCCCUGCCCCACCUGUACCACCAGCCUCCGUCCACACCUGGUCUCCGAGAUCUGUACCCCUGGAAGACUGCGUCUCGUACCUUGAGAAAGAAGUCGCUAACAUCAAGUUAGUGAUAACAGAAGAGAGUAGUCACCGCGACAUCCAGUCUACAGAGAUGGAGACGAUCCGCUCUAAGUUGGUGCUGGUCGAAGAACGGACUCAGCAUUUCCUGUCGACCCUGGUGUCUCUGAGAGCGGCCGUGGAUGAUGAGGCCAGUCGUUCCGCUAACUGGGCUGCACAGUUCAAACAUGACUUAGCCAACGUCCAGAUAGCUUUACAGGUAAUAAUGAUUGACUGUUGCGCUAAGGAGGAUGUCAUUCAAUACUUGAAGCAAACAGUGGAAGAGGAGAGGGAACGCAACGCUGAAAAUCGUGCGGCAUUAGAGACGGAACUGCUGGAGGCGCGCAGGUCUUCGGAACAGCUGGCCCAGCUGUCCGCUUUGAGAAGCCAGCUGCAAAACAGUGGCCCCGAUAGACCGAGUAUAGAUAGGCUGGCGGUGUUAGAAGUGGCCACAGCCGAUGCCAGGGCAGAGGCGGCGGAGCAUGCAGCGAAGAUGGACAUCGUUUCCAGAGACCUCCGAGCGCUGACUAAAUCCUACCACAAGCUGAGAACGGAACUAGCAGACUUCCAAGCAAAAAUCAGUUUUAACCAUCACGAGAUGGGCAGUGAUGACGGGCAUUUCAUUUGGAGAAUCGAGAACUACACAGCACGAAUGAAAGACGCCAGAGAAAACGACACAGUUCUGAGUAGUCCUAUAUUCCGGACUCACAAAUAUGGAUACACGCUUAAGGCGGAAUUGAACCUUAAUGGCAUAGGGAAAUGGAAGGGCCGCCACAUCACCUGCACGGUGAGGCUGGUCGGAGGGCCGUACGAUCCUCUGCUGGAGUGGCCCUGUGACCUCAACAUCAACAUCGUACUUAAAGACCAGCCUGCUAACAGAAAGCAGGCUAUGGACAUUGUCAAGUCCUUACAACUGCGUCGCAAGUCGUCAUCGAAACGUCACGACUACGACCACGCAGACGAGGAGGCGAAGACCAAGUCGAACGAGGCGCUGGACAAGUCGGUUCUUCAAAUGAAGAGGCAGUACAUAUUCAUACCGCACGCCAGCUUAGAAAAGUUCGAUUACAUCAAGAACGAUGUUAUGUUUCUUGAGUUUUUAGCCAAUCAGUAA